Pocillopora damicornis (cauliflower coral) is the source of this 6434-nucleotide messenger RNA. RefSeq names its product lysine-specific demethylase 5C. NCBI's taxonomy places the organism in Eukaryota, Metazoa, Cnidaria, Anthozoa, Scleractinia, Pocilloporidae. The record is from RefSeq and is a predicted model, not a curated record. Gene Ontology annotation, cellular component: nucleus; chromatin. Gene Ontology annotation, biological process: chromatin remodeling; regulation of DNA-templated transcription. Gene Ontology annotation, molecular function: histone H3K4me/H3K4me2/H3K4me3 demethylase activity; DNA binding.
AUGAUUAGUCGAUUUUAAAAAUGGCGUUGGUUUGUAAGAAAUGUGAGUCCUUUGUUUUGAAAUGGCUGGUCCUGUCCUGACUCAACAACAGCCAUGGAGGAAGAAGGGGAAGAGUUCGUUUUCACUCCACCUCCAGAGGCCCCAGUUUUCGAACCAACUGAAGAGGAAUUCCAGGACCCUUUGGCGUAUAUUGCAAAGAUAAGGCCUUACGCGGAGAGAACUGGCAUCUGCAAAGUCCGGCCUCCCCCGGAAUGGCAGCCUCCGUUUUCAGUAGAUGUGGAAACUUUUAGAUUUACGCCGAGGGUUCAGCGUCUCAAUGAACUUGAGGCGAGAACAAGGGUGAAACUAAACUUUUUGGAUAGCCUCGCGAAAUUCUGGGAACUUCAGGGCACAACUUUUAAGAUACCAACGGUUGAAAGGAAAAGUUUGGAUCUCUUUCGUCUUCAUAAGACUGUAAGUGAAGAGGGAGGAUUUGAAUAUGUUACAAGGAAGAAAAAGUGGUCUGUUGUGGCAAGAAAGAUGGGUUAUCUCCUUGGAAAGUCAGCUCCAUCUCUACUGAGGAUGAAUUAUGAAAAGUACCUUUACCCAUAUGAUAUUUUUCAAGCAGGAGCAUUCACUGGGGAUCCUCAGCCAGGGAGUGCUGAUGCCAAGAAAGAUGAGAAAGACAAAGAAUUUGCUCCAAAUGGUGGUGUUGUUAAUACUAACUACCAAAUGUCCCGGAGAUCAAAGAAAGUUGUAAAAGCUGAAGAGCUUGAUUCAGUAGACUUUGAAAACAACCCUGAGCUAAAGAAACUGCAGUUUCUUGCUCCAGGGCCCAAAAUGGCUGGUGUAACAAAGGGAACCUUGUUACCAAAACAAGAAGUGAAUAUAAAAGAAGGACUUUUAGACAGCCCAGUGAUGAUUGAGAUCACAAGCAGUAGGGAAGAGAAGGAGAGAGAGAAAGAGAAAACAGAACCAUCUCCUCGUAAAACAAAGAUGAAUGGUGAUUCUACACCAUCCCCUGGUAAACAAAGAGUGGCAAGACAGAAACAAAGUGUUAAAGUUAAACUGGAAAAUUUAAUGCAGAAGGAACCAGAGUUGACAAGGAGAAGACCUGUAAGACAAGCCAGCAGGAAAAACAUUUAUUCAAAUUCUCAGCUUCUUUUGCCUGAUGAGUACCUUUGUCAAGUAUGCAGUCGAGGUGAUUCUGAAGAAAGCAUGUUGCUCUGUGAUGGCUGUGAUGACAGCUACCACACAUAUUGUCUUAUCCCGCCCUUGACAUCUGUUCCACGGGGAGACUGGAGAUGCCCCAGAUGUGUGGCAGAGGAGUGCAAGAAGCCACAGGAGGCCUUUGGCUUUGAGCAAGCUAAAAGAGAGUACACAUUGCAAUCAUUUGGAGAAAUGGCAGAUAAUUUCAAGAAAGAGUACUUUAAACUCCCACCCGAGCAAGUACCUACUGAAGUGGUAGAGAAAGAGUUCUGGAGGCUAGUAUCGACAAUGGAUGAAGAUGUGACAGUUGAAUAUGGGGCUGAUCUGCAUACAGCAACGCAUGGCAGUGGAUUCCCAACCAAAUUUAAUGCUGUCACCAAUGAAGAGGAAUUUUAUGCCAAAUCUGGUUGGAACCUCAAUAACCUUGCAAAUCUGGAAAGAUCAGUGUUGUCCCACAUCAGUGCUGAUAUAUCAGGAAUGAAGGUUCCUUGGAUAUAUGUUGGCAUGUGUUUCAGCAGUUUCUGUUGGCACAAUGAAGAUCACUGGAGUUAUUCAAUCAACUACAUGCACUGGGGUGAGCCCAAAACAUGGUAUGGUGUACCAGGUGAUAAUGCUGAAGAUUUUGAACGCUCUAUGAAGGAAGCAGCUCCUGAGCUCUUUGAAGCUCAACCUGACCUUCUUCACCAACUCGUUACCAUUAUUAAUCCCAAUGCACUUACUGCGAAGGGUGUACCUGUGGUGAGAACUAAUCAAUAUGCAGGGGAGUUUGUAAUCACAUUCCCCAGAGCGUACCAUGCUGGAUUCAACAAUGGCCUGAAUUUAGCUGAAGCUGUCAAUUUUGCCACAGCAGAUUGGCUCCCGAUUGGACGCAAGUGUAUUCAACACUAUCGUGAGAUGAGCAGAAACCCAGUAUUUUCUCAUGAGGAGUUAGUUUGUAAGAUGGCUGCUGAUCCUGAUGGUUUAGAUUUGGACUUAGCCAAGGCAGUCUAUGAUGAGAUGGUGGCUGUUGUGGAGAAGGAAGCAAACAGGCGGCAUAGGCUGGCUAAAAUGGGCAUCUCGGAGUUUGAGCGAGGUGAAGCAUUUGAGUUGUUGCCAGACGAUGAACGACAAUGUGGUGUGUGCAAAACAACCUGUUUCCUGUCUGCAGUGCAGUGCCAUUGUAGUCUGGGGAAACUCGUCUGUCUUGACUGUAUCACAGACAUCUGCCCCUGUGAACCUUCCGACAAGAGCUUAAGAUAUCGAUACACUCUGCAAGAAUUGCCAUCAAUGCUUCUGCGUCUAAAGAAGAGAGCUGAUUCCUUUGAUAACUGGGCAACUGAAGUAAAGAGGUCUCUAGAUCCAUCAGAUCCUAAAGUUGAUGUAUCAGAACUUAAGGAACUGGUGAACACUGCGGAACAGAGCCAGUUUCCGGAUUGUGACCUGUUCCAACAGCUGAAGGCUGCUGUCACUGAAGCUGAACGAUGUGCCAGCGUUGCUGUGCAGUUAGUGAGCAGGAAACAUAGGACAAGACCCCACGGUGGCGCAGAUACCGUGGCAGCCACUCGUUUAAGUCUUGAUGAACUUCAAGGCUUCAUGCAGCAACUACAGAACUUACCUUGUGUAGUAAGAGAAGCAGAUCUUGUACAAGAACUUAUGACACAUGUGGAGAGUUUCCAGUGUGAAGCCCAGAAGGUUAUUCAAAGUGGCACAACCGAUGCAACAAGACUUCAACAACUCCUGGACAAUGGAAACACACUAGAUGUUGACUUACCAGAGAUUCCAAAACUCAAACAGGAGUUACGACUUGCCAAGUGGUUGGAACAAGUCAACAUUACCCUAGCGAACACUGAAGAUGUUUCGUUCGAUACACUUCAAGAGCUACUUGAGACUGGAAACACACUUCCGCAAAAAGCUGCUAUUGAGAAAGCCGUUAGCGAGCUUCGUGGUCUGGUCGCUCUUGGUGAACGAUGGGAAGAAAAGGCAAAACUUUGUCUUCAAGCCAGGCCCCGUCACGUGAUGACUACAGUGGAAGCAAUAGUAAAAGAAGCGUCACGUGUUCCGCUGUAUCUUCCAAACGUGAGUGCGCUCAAAGAAGCACUACGUAAAGCACGUGAAUGGUCUGACAAGGUUGAUCAAGUGCAGAAUGAUGACUAUUAUCCUUACCUUGAUGUCCUGGAGGCCCUGGUCAUGAGAGGUAGGCCCAUUCCCGUGCGUCUGGAACAGCUCCCGCAGAUGGAGUCCCAAGUAGCUGCAGCGCGCGCCUGGAGGGACCGUGCUGCAAGGACGUUUCUCAAAAAGAAUUCUUCAGCUACUCUGUUGGAGAUCUUAUCACCCCGGAAAGACGUUGGAUCAUACAAAGCUUGUCUCAAAACUCGUGGUAACAAAAAAAGAGACAAAGCCGAGAAAGACAAAACCGAAAAAGAACGGGAGGUUAUAAUUGAACUGGUGGCAUUGGACGAGUACAUUGGAAGGGAUCCUGCUCUACAGAUCGCUGAGUUCCGAGAGGCGGAAAUAAAAGAGAUGCAAAGCAUGCGGCAAUUACGACAAGUUAACAUGGCAAGACAGAAAGAAGAAGAUAAGAGAAGACAGCUUGGAGAAAGCAUGGACGGACAGUACUGUACAUGCCGGCGGGGACCCGACGGGUUUAUGCUACAGUGUGAGCUCUGUAAGGAGUGGUAUCAUGGCUCUUGUGUUCCCCUUCCGCGUACCCAGGGUGGUAAAUCCAUGGGCAAAGGCUCCGCUGCGCUGGAAGCGGCAAAGGAGCUCAAGUAUCUGUGCCCGCUCUGCUCAAGGUCGAGGCGACCCCGCCUGGAAACGAUCUUGUCGUUGUUAGUAUCGCUACAGAAGCUUCCUGUCCGGCUCCCUGAGGGAGAGGCGCUACAAUUUCUCACUGAAAGAGCAAUGAACUGGCAGGAUCGAGCCAGAAAUUUUCUGACAGACGAAGAUGUUGUGAGUCUACUCGCGUUUCUCAGUAGAACAUCUGCGGCCUGGCCGCAAGGAGUGAGUGCAGAGAACUUGUCUGCGUCGGCUGCGUUACUUCGUCUUGCUCAAGUGGGACCCGAACCGGAAAACGCCGACAAAUCUGCCUCGGGUGAGGUGUCUGUCACGGACGAUGCAAACAACAGUCCGCAGGCCGAAGUUAGGCCGACUUUAUCGGAGGAGAUACGACGGCAAGCCGAAACGAUGAUGAUGGAGGGGGAUCUUUUGGAAGUGUCGCUUGACGAAACGGAACAGCUGUGGAAAAUACUGCUCAGUCAGAAAAGCCAAGAGGAACAAGAAACACAGCUUUUCGAGACAAAAUCCGUCAAAGAGAAAGUCAAACGGAAGCGCAAGAAAAAAGACAAUGAAGAAAAAGAGAAACCAGUGAGACGAGGAUCAAAUGCCAGUUCAACAAACUCUGCCCCUGCCACAGCAGAAACACCAAAGAAACGUCGCCGCAAAGACAAAGAAAAAAUUGUCAAAGUGAAACAAGAAAAGAUGGUUGAUGUCGAAGAAGACGAUGAAGACGAUGACGAUGAUGAUGAGAUAUGCGCAGCCGGGACGUGCACACGACCCCAGGGGGAUCAAGUGGGAUGGGUGCAGUGCGACGUCUGUGAGAAGUGGUAUCAUUUCGCGUGCGUGGAGAUAAGCCCGGAGCGUGCAAAAGCUAUUGAUUCUUACAACUGUCGGAUGUGUGUCGGAGGGGGUGGGGGUUCUUCUACUAAUUCAGCAGUGGGGACCCCACCCGGGGCGUCACCCGAAUCAGAGAAUGUUGACGUGGACGGUACCACGCCGACCUCCCCGACACCUCCGGUCUCAAUAGUAGAUGUUGAAGGCACGGAGACCACGCAACCGCAGGAACAAGAGCCAGCGGAAAGUACUGUCAAUUGCCAGGGCAACAGUGACUCGGUGCGCCCAGUCACGACAAUCGAUUUGUGUUCGGACGACGAAAGUGCGCCCGAAGACAUGCAAACCGAUGACAACGUCGUGGAUAUUGAAACGGGAUCUACGGCUCAGGUUUAAAAUCACAUAUUCAAGAUAGGAAAAAAUCUAAAUUUAACUUGCUCCAGCUAAAGACGGAAUAUUGAUGAGCAUAUUUUUGUCGCAAUUUUUCAGACCAAAUCCAAGGCCCGUGUUACCGGGUAAGGCUGUUUUUAUAAAACUGUUUGCCAUUAUUAUUCGAGAGAAGUUAACCUCUGUCAGCCACGCAGGAUAACUUGUGUAUUUCAAGUGUCGUCGCAAAUCUCAACCAGCGGCGUUAGUUUUUGGCAGAGUUUCAACCGUUUUCCACUUCCGAAAGGUGCCUAAUUUAAUAAUUAAUUAAAACUCGGUCGUUUUCGGAAGAUUCUAUCUAUUUCCGAUUUCCUUCUACCAAUUAGAAAGCUGCUCGACGUAGUUUAAGCGGCCUCGAGUAUAUCGAGAAUUUUGCGUGAAGUAGAGGCAAGUUUGCCAACUGGAUAAGAUUAUAACUGCUGACUGUUCUUAUGAUAUACUGAAUAUCUAAUUACCUUGAUUUACUUACCAAAACAAAGAACAGUUACGACCUUUUUAAAGAAACACAGGGCUAGAGAUAUAAUUUGGGUAGUUAAGACUAAUCAGAACGAAGCAAUACACGAUGAAAAUGGCCUCAUAGAGAGUAACUGAGUGUAGUUUGGUUUCAAGCUGUUGAAAUGAAUUAUCAAAAUGUCGUUUGCGACUUCACCAAGGAACGGUAUUUUUUCACUUAGCAACAGUGCAACUUCGUUCACUCGGAUCUGUUCACAGAUUCUUUUUGGAGCCUGUUGCAUUUCAAGUUGGAGAAUUUGCGCUGAGUUAAAACAGUCAUAUUCUCACUAAAAGUUCGUCAAUCAAUGUAAUUUGUGGUGAGAAAUUGGCACAUUGAUUUGAACAUUAUCUUAAUUGUUGUAAAUGAAAUUUUCCACAGCAAUCUGUUGAUAACAUCAAGUUUCGAAAUCAUUACCUUUGGUUAUUCGGAAAAGGACCAAGACUAUCAUUACUUUGUUGCAAAAUUUAUCAUAACAAAAAAAUUUAGCUUAUUUAUAGCCUUGUAAAUAGCCACAGCAUUGAUGUAAUCGAUUGUAAAUUUUUCUAAACCGUUUCCUCGUAUUCGAUUUAGUUUGGUCUGUUCCCCCCGUGCCAUCAUGUCCACCUCCAAUUCAUCUCGUUUUUCACUGAAUUUUACUGCCCACUGUAGACCUGUUCAACAAAUCGUUUGCUGCGAACAACUUUCAUAAUAUUUAAAGUAUUGUGAAUAAAUUGCGCGAAUUAAAAGAAUAGUUUGAAAACAA